AUGUUUCGGGAAUUCAUGCAGUUUCAUGUCACGACCAACAAUCAAAGUAAUCAAGCCUUCAGUGAACUGAGAGAUACCAUGAAUAAGAUAAGCACACAGCUAAAUACCUUAGAAAAAAGGAAAUUUCCUACACAGCCUCAGCCUAAUCCUCAAGUAUAUCGACAGCAACAGCAACUGGUGCACAAUGUUUUAGGGGAUGCUUUUGAGUCAACUAAGGCAGUUAUUACCUUGAGUAGCAAAAAUGAAGUUUCCCAUCCUGAAAUACCUAUUAAUCGACAAAUAGUUACUCCAACACCUGAAGUGAUAGCUGAGAGAGAUAAAGGAAAAGAAAAAUCAAAUGAAGCAAGCUCAAGUUCAAAGAAGUCAGGUAAUAAAGAGGAUGUGACUGUUAAGGAGUAUCAACCUGUGGUACCCUAUCCUCAGCGGUUGACAUCUGGUCAUAAAAAUAAGUAUCACAUUGAGAUCCAAGAAAUAUUCAAACAGGUGGAGAUCAACAUUCCACUUUUGGAUGCUAUACAGCAACUUGAGGCAUUUGAUGAAAAAUUGUCAGGAUCAGAGGGGCAGUUUCUAGAGAUAGAUGGUUCCCCUCACUUGUUGGAUGCAAGUUACACGAGUAGUUGGUGUAAGCCAACAUUUGAGGCUAUUGACCUGCCCGAAAUUAUGAAGUCAUCAAAAGAAGAAAUUCCAACACUUGAGUUGAAACCAUUGCCUGAAGAGCUGAAAUAUGUUUUCUUGGGUCUAGUAGAAGGCACAUUCCCUGUGGUAAUUUCUUCUCACCUUACUCUUAAACAAGAAACUGAGUUAUUGCAGGAAUUUGACAUCACUAUUCGAGAUAAAAAGGAUGUGAAAAAUGUUGUAGUUGACCAUCUCUCUCAUUUGCAGCUACCUGAUGUGUCUGUAUCUCCCUCUCCCUUAAAUGAUGAUUUUCCUGAUGAGCGUCUUUUUGCAGUGUCACACGCUUCGUGGUUUGCCGAUAUUGUGAAUUACCUUGUCACCAAUCGAAUGCCAGAACAUUGGUUAACUCAGGAUAAGCCUAAGUUCCAUGCGGAGAUUAACUUUUCACUUGAUGAUGCUAAAGGUUUAAGGAAAUUACAGGUAUGUGAGCUUGAAGAGUCUAGGAGGGAAGCUUAUGACAAUGCUCGCUUAGCCAAGGAGCGGAUGAAAUUGCAUGUGUUUCCUGGGAAACUAAAGUAUGGGGUGACCCAUACGUCGUUGAAAAAGUUCAUUCUCAUGGCGCGGUAA
This is a messenger RNA of Malania oleifera, 1242 nucleotides long. RefSeq lists its product as uncharacterized. The record is from RefSeq and is a predicted model, not a curated record. Bases 1 to 1242 code for a protein of 413 amino acids. NCBI's taxonomy places the organism in Eukaryota, Viridiplantae, Streptophyta, Magnoliopsida, Santalales, Ximeniaceae. The transcript is spliced from 5 exons.